AUGACACACCAACUGGGAAUCUCAACAAUGUCGCUGGGACGAGCAUGGGUUCACGACCUAGAACCGAAGCUCGAUCAAGCAGCAAAGUACGGCUAUGCUGGUCUCGAGAUCUUUUACGAAGAUCUGGUAUAUCACGCCAAAAAGAAGUUCGGAAGCGACAAGCCAGAAGACCAGAUACGGGCUGCCGAAGACAUUUAUUCCAUGUGCGAAAGCCGGGAUAUCGCUAUCAUCAACAUUCAGCCUUUCAUGCAUUACGACGGCCUAAUUGACCGACAAAAACACGCCGAGAGGAUUGAAGACCUCAAACUUUGGUUUAAACUCGCACAUGCACUUCACACAGAUAUGAUUGCUGUUCCUGCAUCUUUUCUGCCUGCAUCGGAAUGUACUGGUGAGAUGUCAGUCAUCGUCGCGGACCUCCAGGAACUAGCCGAUUUGGGCGCAGCACAGAAUCCUCCUCUUCGGUUUGCAUACGAAGCGUUAUGCUGGAGCACGCAUGUUCAAACUUGGGAGCACAGUUGGGAGAUCGUUUCUGCGGUCGACCGGCCCAAUUUCGGUCUUUGUCUUGAUACCUUCAAUAUCGCUGGUCGCAUUUACGCUGAUCCCACACAACCUUCUGGCAAGAGGCCGACUGCAGAUGCUGAUCUCGCAAACGCCAUUGCUACAAGGCUUGUUCGACCCGACAAGCUGUUCUUCGUCCAAGUCGUUGAUGCUGAAAGGUUAUCCUCACCCUUGGUCCCGGGUCAUCCAUUCUAUGACGCAGAGCAACUGCCUCGAAUGUCAUGGUCACGCAAUUGCAGAUUGUUCUAUGGAGAGCAAGAUCGUGGUGGAUAUCUGCCCAUUCGCGAGAUUCUGAAAGCGAUUUUGCAUGAUCUGGGCUAUACCGGAUGGCUGAGCUUCGAGUUGUUCAAUCGCUCCAUGGCGGAUCCAAGUCCUGACACGCCGGCUGAGCAUGCCAGACGCGGCGCUGAAUCUUUUGAGAAGAUGGUGGCUGAUUUGGAGCUCAAUGGUCAUGCUGCCGAUAGUGCGGUCAGUGUUAGCUCGCCAGGGGUUAAGGCAUGA
Messenger RNA from Aureobasidium namibiae CBS 147.97, 1059 nucleotides. Its product is annotated as 3-dehydroshikimate dehydratase. Lineage: Eukaryota; Fungi; Ascomycota; Dothideomycetes; Dothideales; Saccotheciaceae. Bases 1 to 1059 code for a protein of 352 amino acids. The transcript has a single exon. The record is from RefSeq and is a predicted model, not a curated record.